Molecule: messenger RNA, 1671 nt
Organism: Sordaria macrospora k-hell
Lineage: Eukaryota; Fungi; Ascomycota; Sordariomycetes; Sordariales; Sordariaceae
Source: RefSeq, a predicted model, not a curated record
AUGCCGGCCAUUCUUGACGACCCCUCGGCCGGAACCAUCCACCGCGUCUCUGGAGCGGAGCCCUUUCCCGACCCUGCUCACCCUUCCUUCCCGGACACCAUUGUCCCUCGCCAUGUGACUCUGCGGGAUCGCACGACGGUAGCUACCGUUGUCCCCUUCGCCUCGCGCCAUCAAGUGCCCGAUUCCCUGCUGCACUAUCUCCAUGAUCAUUCGCCGAUACUGGCUCAAAACUUUGCUGGCAUCAUGCUUCUCGGCGAAAUCAAGCGCCCCGAGGACAUUGUCGACAACCAGAACUGGCCGACGGACUGCCUGGGCACCUUCUACAUCAAACCCAACUACCCUGGCCGCAGCAGCCACAUUUGCAAUGCCGGUUUCAUUGUGACGGAUACCUCCCGUAACCGUGGUGUCGGUCGUCUCAUGGGUGAGACCUACCUGGACUGGGCACCCAAGCUGGGCUACACGUACUCGGUCUUCAAUCUGGUUUACGAGACCAACGUGGCGUCGGUCAAGAUCUGGGACGGCUUGGGCUUCAAGCGCAUCGGCCGUGUCAAGGGGGCCGGCAACCUCAAGAGUUACCCGGACCAGCUGGUGGACGCCAUCAUCUUUGGCCGGGACUUGGGCGACGCGGACGGUAACGAAGAACUUGUGAGUGAAGAACGUUUCGACAAGAUCAAGUACUAUCUGCAACACGCCCGCUAUCCUCCCGGGGCUGACCGAGCCGAGAAAAGCAGGCUUCGUAGCGCCGCAACUCACUACAGGCUACUCGAAGGCGGCGUCCUCAUGCUCAAGGACAGGGAGGUCAUCUCAGACCCGCGCCGCCAGUACAAGAUCGCGACAGAGGUGCACAACCAAUCGCAUGCGGGCAUCAACAGGACUACGGCCACUAUUACGGAGCGUUACCACUGGAGUCGCAUUAAGGACGUUGUCUCUGAUGUUAUUAGGAAUUGUUCUGAAUGCAAAGAACUGGGAAAGUCUUCAUUGCCAUCCGCGUCCCAAACUCGGCAGCAGCAGGAGCAGCAGGAGCAGCAGCAGCCCCUACUUCAGCCCCAGUUACCCAAUAUCAUAUCGCCUCCAUUGUCUAAUGUCGUGACUCCAACGUCCAGUGGCAUAAAGCGUCCGAAUCCUAGCCCGCCUCUUAAUCCCAGCAACUCCAAGCGACCAACACCCACCCGAUCUCCUGGUUAUGUUACGGCUGGUGAUACUGUCACCAUCGGUGAUCAGCCCAGAUCGCACCCUAUACCUGCCUUGCCGCCCGAGCCACCAUCUCACAUAGAUCUCUUUACUGCCACAUCGCAUCAAUAUAAUCAGAGCCAUUCGCAGUUUACUGAUGCCAGCGGUCACCAAAUCUCCAUCUUGACAUCCCCUUCUCCCGGCCCUCCCCUGCAGCCACCGUUCAGCAUAAUCCCUUUACUCGUCACACGCAGGCGCAUGAAAGUCCGAUGCUGCCACAUCAUCCUUCCCCUCCUCCUCCGCAUCAUCACCAUCAAUAUCUAUCUCCUUACCCUCCGCACCCGCAUCCUGAACGGCAACAUCACUCUGAACCAGCACCUUCCCAUUAUCACCAGUCUCACCAUCCACACGUUUCCUUGCCCCCUCUUAUCAAUCCACAAAUUAUACGCCAACCAGGUCCAUCGUCUGCGCGAAGAGCCACAGCCCAUCACCACACCUUAA